GGCUACCAUAGAAUAAACCAGGCCUAUAAAUUCGAACCGGCCGGGCGGACAUGGUAGUAACGACGAACCAGCAAGACAGCUAGAUCACGAGAAAGAAACCUGUAGCGCCGAGCUAGGCGAAGGUCGGUCGAGAGAGAUGCAGGGCGGGGUGAGCGCGGCGGGCGCGGCCAAGGAGGCGGGGGCGAACCUGGGCGCGUCGGCGUGGGCGGGCAAGGAGAAGGGCAUGGCCGUGGUGCAGGAGACGGUGGAGAAGGCCAAGGCGCACGACGACCCGGCGGCGCAGGCGGAGGCGGAGGCCAGGAAGGAGGAGCGGCUCCUCGAGGUGGAGGCCGCCAAGCAGGACGCCUACCGCCGCAACGCCGCCGUCGCCAAGGACGGCCGCGCCGCCGCCGUCGUCAAGGAUGAGAAGGAGGCGGCCGCCGACGACGAGGCUGAGGCCGUCUCCGCCUGACGACUCCUUCGGAAACCACCUCCUCCAGUAUUUUCGUUUGUUCGAUCGACUGUACGUAUUGUAUUGUAUUGUUUGGAGUGCUGCGUGCAUUUGGAAUUAUUCUUGUGGGAAGAGCUGUUAUUAUUGGAGAUGAUGAGAUGGGAACA
Messenger RNA from Triticum aestivum (bread wheat), 597 nucleotides. Its product is annotated as neurofilament light polypeptide. The record is from RefSeq and is a predicted model, not a curated record. Lineage: Eukaryota; Viridiplantae; Streptophyta; Magnoliopsida; Poales; Poaceae. Bases 137 to 451 code for a protein of 104 amino acids. The transcript has a single exon. Gene Ontology annotation, biological process: embryo development ending in seed dormancy.